Molecule: messenger RNA, 915 nt
Organism: Phytophthora nicotianae INRA-310
Lineage: Eukaryota; Oomycota; Peronosporomycetes; Peronosporales; Peronosporaceae
Exons: 1
Coding region: 1-915 (304 amino acids)
Source: RefSeq, a predicted model, not a curated record
AUGGACGAAACAACGACGACUGCCCCGAUUCUGCUUUUCGUUCACGGCACCAACUUCUGCAAAGAAAUUUGGAGACCGAUCGAGCGUCAUCUCAAGAAGCUGCCACUGUUGGAACUCUUGCCCCAAAUUCAUUUUGUGAGCAUCGAUCUCGCUUACCACGGAUCCAACCGCGAUGAGAGCAUCCCUGUUGUUGUUAACAUGGAGGCUGGCACAGCGAAACAUCCGGCCAACAAACUCGUCACUUUAAACACAGAGAUCAUUCUCGGUGAAGUACAACGACUUCGUGCCGCUUUCGGUGAGAGACCAAUUGUGGGGAUCGGUCACUCGGCCGGUGCGUCAGCACUCUGGAACGUUGAGGUACGAAACCCCGGUACUUUUAGCGGGCUAGUGCUCUUCGAGCCGUACGUCCACAAAGGUGGACCUCGUGACCCCAAGUUCGAGCGCUACAUCUUCAACAUCGCCAUCAAGCGGAAGUACCGAUGGGAGACUCGUGGAGCUGCCGAAGCGUACGUUAACAACGUGAAAGCCUUCAAAACUUGGGAUCGAGAAAGUCUCGCGUGCUGGCUGGAGGGGGCCAUUGUUCCAGAGAAGGAAGGAUCGAAUGCUGUAGUUCUGGCGUGUCAUCCGACUAUCGAAGCAGCGGCUUAUUGCGGGGAACGACUCUGGUUGACAGACGAGGAAUUAUCGAGUCUUCCGUGUCUGGUUACUUUUCACAGCAGCGAUGACACGUGGCUGUUUGACUAUGAUCACUUCGCGCAUCUCGAGCAGAAAUGGCCACAGAUAUACAAGAACCACCCACCGAUGAAGGACACAACGCACAACCUCAUCAUGGAGAAACCCAAGGCUUGUGCGGAAGCGAUUCACGAAGACCUAAAGGAGUUGGAAUGCUUCAAGUUAGUGUUUGCAAAGCUGUAG